AUGGGUUUCGACCCGGCCAAGUCCGCAAAGGCCGAAGACAGGGGAAACACUCGUGUCGAGCUUCCACCUGAUGCUUACGUUCCGGACACUGCCAAGUCUCAGUUCACACUGAGAAAUAACAAGUACAACACGGAGGGCAAGCCUGCCCAGGUUGAGGUCAACCAGUAUCGCCUCAAGUCCUUGGACUUCACCAAGACGAUCUAUCAGUACGAUGUGACAAUCUCUCCCGACCAUGAGAAGAAAAACGUCAUUUUGAAGAAAGUAUGGACCCACGAAACGACGAAGAAGGCACUCGCGCCAUACAAAUACCACAUGUGGAUUUUCGACGGCAAGAAGCUGGCAUGGUCCAGCACAUACGUGGAUCGCGGCGAACUGCGAUUUACCGUCGACCUGGAUGACGGCAAGCGUCCACCUGGCGCUCGCCCGCGUGAGGGCGGCCAAUUUCUUGUCAUGAUUCGGCAAACCAUCACGGUGAACAUGAAUUCCAUCCAGACAUACCUUCAAAAGAAGGCGUCUUUCGACAAUAAUGUCCUCCAAGCAAUGAACUUCUUGGACCACUUGAUUCGACAAUAUCCGUCGCAGAAAUUGCUUUCGAUCAAACGCAACUUCUACGAGGUCUCGGAGCGAGGCCAACCUCUCACCGGAGGAGGAUCGACAAUUGUUGUACACAAAGGCGCCUACGCCUCAAUUCGAAUGGUCAACAAUCUGGCCCAGGGUGGAAUGGGACUCGCGCUCAAUUGCGACGUGGCCAACACUUGCUUCUGGCUUGGACCAGAAAGCCUGGACACUGUUGUCCUCCAAUUCCUCGCAUCCUGCGAUCGGAGGAGAUGGGGCUCGCUGACGCCCAUAACCAUGGCCAGGGAGUUUUGGCCGGUCAAGCACAACACUGGUGUAUGGGCAUCUUCGGAUGCCUUCAAACAACUCCGGAAGAUGCGACGCCUUCGGUUCAGGGUCGACCAUCCGAAUCGCAAAGACCGGGAAAAGGUCUUUACCAUUCAGGACUUCGCCUUUGAUCAGAAAUAUGGAGCCGAGGGAGGCAACGCCAAGAACGUCACAUUUGAGUACAACGGAAAGGAGAUAUCGGUUGCCAACUACUAUGCGCAGAAGUACAAGGCCCAUCUCAAAUACUCCAACCUGCCCCUCAUAUUCGCUGGCAAAGCCGGCUGGUUUCCCAUGGAGUUUGCCAUUCUCGAGCCCAUGCAGCGUUACCAGUUCAAACUCAACCCAGACCAGACAGCUGCCAUGAUCAAAGUGGCCGUGACCCGUCCGCAACAGCGCAAAGCGGACAUUGUUCAUCACGCAUCCAAGCUCAAGCAGGCAGAAGACCCUUACCUCAGAGAGUACGGUGUCAAGUUCGAAACAGCAUUUGCGAAGACAGAGGCUCGCAUCAUUGCCCCGCCUCGUGUCGAUUUCUCCCAGGGCAACGCCGAUCCGAGAUUUUCUGGCCGCUGGGACCUCCGCGGUAAGAAGUUUUGGCGACAGAACUUAGCGCCGCUCGCGAACUGGGGAUUUAUAGUCAUGGAUGGCUGUGUCAAUUUUCCGCAGCUCCAAAAUUUUGCCAAGACAUUUCGGUCGACAUUCUUGGGCCAUGGCGGGAAGUGCCCAAAUGACGCUAUGCUUCUCAACGUUCCCGCGGACAUGAAGUACAACGGAGCAGAGGCCCUGGCUUGGGCACAUGGAGAGGUUACCCGUGCACGCGGAUACACGCAACUGCUGUUUGUGGUUGUUCAGCACAAGAACAGUCCCCACUACGAGCGGCUCAAGAAAUCGGGAGACUGCCGAUUUGGCAUCCUCACGCAGGUAGUGAACGGUGAGGCCGUCAAGCGCAACAACGGCCAGUACCAUUCGAAUGUCUGCAUGAAGGUUAAUGCGAAGCUUGGCGGUGCAACGUCUCGCACUACGCCUCCGUGGAAGACUGCGCAGACGUAUUUUCCCAAGGAUCGUCCGACCAUGAUUAUCGGCGCUGAUAUCUCACACACGGCUCCUGGGAGUAAUGCGCCUUCGACUGCGGCGAUGACAAUGAAUGUGGACCGCGAUGCCACCAGGUUUGCUGCCAUGGUGGAGACGAAUGGUUACCGCACUGAGGUGCUCAGUCCGUCAAACAUCCGCUUCAUGAUGCAGAACUUAUGCAAGCAGUGGCAGGCGGGACACGAGGGGUCCUACCCCAAACACAUCAUUUACUUUCGAGAUGGUGUUUCUGAGGGGCAAUUCGCCAAGGUUCUGCACCGUGAGAUUGGUGAAAUAAAGGCCUACUUCCGUGACAACAAACCGGCCAACCCCAACCUUGAAAUCCCCAAGUUCACGGUUGUGGUCGCUACAAAGCGCCACCACAUUCGGUUCUUUCCCCAACAGGGUGGUGACAAAAACAGCAAUGCCCUUCCAGGAACGCUUGUCGAGAAGGAAGUUACCCACCCUUUUAUGUGGGAUUUCUAUCUCUGCUCGCAUGUGGCGAUUCAGGGCACGGCUCGGCCUGUGCACUACCACGUCAUCUUGGAUGAGAUGGGCGUGCCGGUAAACGAGUUCCAAAAGAUGAUUUACCAUCAGUGCUAUUCGUAUGCACGCUCGACGACACCCGUGUCGCUCCACCCUGCGGUGUACUAUGCCCAUCUCGCUGGCAACCGCGCUCGCGCCCAUGAAAACGUGGCGACCAGCGAAGGAUUCCGUGCCGGUGCCAAAGGCCAUGAGAUGAUUCGCGACCAGGUUGCGAAGGGCAUAACCAUCGGAAGCAUUCCGGAGGGCACGGAGGCUCCACAGCUACUGGCGCUCGGUGGACGACCCGAUCAGAAGAAUGGCCCGGUUGAGGGGGAGAUGCGCCAGCGAGAGUUCUUCCGCGGGACCAUGUGGUACAUUUAAGUAUCUACUUUUGAGUGGUUUGCUUGGCCUCAGAGCAUCGUGGUUCAUGAGUCUCGAGAAGACAAAAGGGGACGGUUUGGCGG
Messenger RNA from Purpureocillium takamizusanense, 2936 nucleotides. RefSeq names its product Protein argonaute (gene ago1). Bases 1 to 2853 code for a protein of 950 amino acids. Gene Ontology annotation, molecular function: protein binding; RNA binding. NCBI's taxonomy places the organism in Eukaryota, Fungi, Ascomycota, Sordariomycetes, Hypocreales, Ophiocordycipitaceae. The record is from RefSeq and is a predicted model, not a curated record. The transcript is spliced from 2 exons.